Molecule: messenger RNA, 1356 nt
Organism: Chanos chanos (milkfish)
Lineage: Eukaryota; Metazoa; Chordata; Actinopteri; Gonorynchiformes; Chanidae
Product: zona pellucida sperm-binding protein 4-like
Exons: 8
Coding region: 16-1287 (423 amino acids)
Biological process (GO): prevention of polyspermy; binding of sperm to zona pellucida
Cellular component (GO): egg coat
Molecular function (GO): acrosin binding; structural constituent of egg coat
Source: RefSeq, a predicted model, not a curated record
AGCAAUUGUGGAACUAUGGCAAGAGUGUGGCAUUCCAUUGGCGUUGUAGCCAUUUGUGUCUGCUUUAGUGCAGUCUGCAAUGCAGUGCCUUGGUGGUCAGGAGCAGAGAAACCACAAACUCCAGCUUCCCAGAUGUCACAGCAGCAGCAGCAGCAGUUCCAACAGCAAUCUGCCCCACAGAGAUACGAGCCAAAGCAGCCACUGCCACUUAAGGCUGAACCGUUCCAGAGGUGUGACGUGGAUGACUUUGAUAAGGUGCAUUGUGGUGAACCUGACAUUACUGCUGCUGAGUGUGAAUCUAUAAACUGCUGUUUUGAUGGCCGGAAAUGCUAUUAUGGGAAGGCAGUGACCGUGCAGUGUACCAGGGAUGGUCAGUUUGUGGUGGUGGUAGCCAGGGAUGCCACAUUACCUGAGCUCAGUUUGGAUUCCAUCAGCUUGUUGGGUGGAAGUGAUGCCCCCUGCAGUCCUGUUGGCACCACUGCAGCCUUUGCCAUAUUCCAGUUCCCCGUCACAGCGUGUGGGACCACCAUGAUGGAGGAAGGUGACGACUACAUCGUCUAUGAGAACAUCAUGUCCUCUUCCUACGAAGUGGGGGUCGGCCCCCUCGGCUCCAUCACCAGGGACAGCCAUUUCGAGCUUCUCUUCCAGUGCAGGUAUUCUGGUACUGCGGUUGAGGCCCUGGUUAUUGAGGUCAACACAGUUCCUCCACCCCCUCCGGUGGCUGCCCCUGGCCCCCUACGAGUGGAACUGAGGCUGGCGAAUGGUGAAUGCUUCGCAAAGGGAUGCGUGGAAGGCGACGCAGCAUAUACCUCGUACUACAGUGACGCUGACUACCCAGUCACAAAGGUCCUACGGGAACCAGUGUAUGCGGAAGUGCGUGUUUUGGAGAGGACCGAUCCCAAUCUUGUCCUGACCUUGGGUGACUGUUGGGCGACAUCUACCCCCAGCUCUGAAAGCGUACCUCGUUGGGACCUCCUUGUGGAUGGGUGUCCGUACCGGGAUGACCGUUACCUGACUAAUCUGAUCCCAGUGGAUGGGUCCUCCGGGCUUCAAUUCCCAAGCCACUACAAGCGCUUUGUCCUAAAGAUGUUUACCUUUGUGGAUCCUGAGUCCCUGGUUCCUUUGCAGGAGCAGGUGUUCAUCCACUGUAAUACAGCUGUGUGUUCUCCAUCCGCCAACCAGUCCUGUGAGAAGCAGUGCGGCAGGCAGAGGAGGCAUGCUGAUGCAGUAAAAGGUGCUGCCCAAGAGACCUUGGUGUCUAGUAAGGGAGUGAUCUUCAUCCCUUGAGGGAUGUCUGCUUCACCUGAUGGCCGAUUAUACUUGCUUAUUCCUUUUCUGAAUAAAGGAGGUUGCCUU